Molecule: messenger RNA, 1206 nt
Organism: Galendromus occidentalis (western predatory mite)
Lineage: Eukaryota; Metazoa; Arthropoda; Arachnida; Mesostigmata; Phytoseiidae
Gene: Spf30
Product: survival of motor neuron-related-splicing factor 30
Exons: 1
Coding region: 334-1065 (243 amino acids)
Biological process (GO): regulation of alternative mRNA splicing, via spliceosome; mRNA processing
Cellular component (GO): cytoplasm; nucleus; precatalytic spliceosome
Molecular function (GO): RNA binding
Source: RefSeq, a predicted model, not a curated record
UUGAGGUUAAGAAGCUACUUCGGUGGUCGGACGUCUUUUCGCAAUCAACGUACCCUACUCGUCCAUAGAGCAUCAAGUACUGCCAUGCUGACAUCGAAAGUGCUGACAAAUAGCGCGGCGUAUUUAUCCAGAAGAUUUGCAUCGAACAAGGUUGCCGUGGUACGUAGGUUUUAGAGAGCAGAAAUAGUCUUCGAUUCACGACGUGCCUCCGACAAUUCUUAUUCAACUGGGAAGUCAAAGCGCUCCUCCGCCGGAUAUCUCGUGCUAGUAUCUCUCGAAUCAGGAGAAUCAGGAGCAUUGUGAGGAGACUGUUCACGGAAUUGAGCAUCAGGAAUGGCGGACAAAGGAGAGCUCCAGGCGCAGUUAGAAACAUACAAUGUUCAGCUGCAGCAAGUAGAGGCCGCUCUUGCGUCGAGUCCCGACGAUCCCGAUCUCAAGAAACUUCGUGAGGAUCUACUCGAAGUUGUGUCUCUAACAAGGAAUUUGCUCGGUGAUCAAGCCACAAGUCGCGGGAGCCCGGGAGAGGCCGCUCAAGGUAAUUCCAGCGUCGCCAAAUGGCAAGUCGGCGAUAAAGUUCUCGCUCCAUGGAACGAGGAUGGAAACCAUUAUGAUGCCACGGUCACGUCAAUCUCCGGAGAUGGACUGGCGACUGUGACUUUCGACGCGUAUGGCGCGCACGAAACGUGCAAUCUCAACGAGCUCCGGCCCCGCGAUGCCCAGAUACCGAAGGGAAGCAAGAAAGCUCAACUGGCAGCUCAAAAGGAAUACAAGAAACAGAAAGCCCUCAAGAAGAAAGAGAGACUGAAGGAGAUAGAGCAGCAACGAGAGGCCGACAAGAACAAAUGGCAGAGCUUCAACAUGAAAGCCUUGCACAAGAAGAAGGGAGUGACGAAAAAGAGCAUUUUCGCCACACCUGAAACCGUGGAUGGUCGAGUCGGUAUCGGAACUUGUGGAAUCGCCGAUAAGCCGAUGACUGAAUACCAACAGGUGGAGAAACACCAAGCUGUCAAGAAGACUAUGCUCCAACAUCCGUACUCGCUGCCGGGACCUGCAGGUCUCAAUUGAGCGUUGCGAUCCCAGGGUUUAAUAGACCGAUUUCUAAACGAUGUUUCGAUGCCGAUGAAUCAGAUGAUCUGUCUCCCGAAUGCUAUUUGACGCGUUCAAAUCGAAUUCGACGGGCCCCACAAUAUGAAAAUAAAUUCUGUA